Molecule: messenger RNA, 540 nt
Organism: Tupaia belangeri chinensis (Chinese tree shrew)
Lineage: Eukaryota; Metazoa; Chordata; Mammalia; Scandentia; Tupaiidae
Gene: TBCA
Product: tubulin folding cofactor A
Exons: 5
Coding region: 16-348 (110 amino acids)
Biological process (GO): post-chaperonin tubulin folding pathway; tubulin complex assembly
Cellular component (GO): cytosol; microtubule cytoskeleton
Molecular function (GO): beta-tubulin binding
Source: RefSeq, a predicted model, not a curated record
UUGGACUGUUAUUAAAUGGCUGACAGCUGUUUUGAGAAUGCCAGGAAGUACUGGGAAAUCCUCUUUUGCCUCAAAUUGGUCAAAGAAAAAGCAAUGUAUGAAAAAGAAGCAAAACAACAAGAAGAAAAGAUUGAAAAAAUGAAAGCUGAAAAUGGAGAAAAUUAUGCCAUUAAAAAACAGGCAGAGAUCCUCCAAGAGUCCCGGAUGAUGAUCCCAGAUUGCCAGCGCAGAUUGGAAGCUGCAUAUACGGAUCUUCAGCAGAUAUUAGAAAAUGAAAAAGAUUUGGAAGAAGCUGAAGAAUAUAAAGAAGCACGUUUAGUACUGGACUCAGUGAAGUUAGAAGCCUGAAACUUUUCUGUACAGGGGAUUUUUUGCAUUAAAUCCUGGGGUCCAUUCUACAAUUCAUUAUUUUGACCACAGCUGUGUGUUCAAGUAGUAUGAGAAUGUGAUUCUUUUUAUGCCAUUCAUAUAUCUUCCUUUGCAUAUUUAACAUGUCAAAUAAAUGAGUUCGUCUAAUAAAAUUGUUUAUUUCAUACUUUA